Molecule: messenger RNA, 247 nt
Organism: Sphaeroforma arctica JP610
Lineage: Eukaryota; Ichthyosporea; Ichthyophonida
Source: the annotation of a RefSeq genome assembly
AUGUCCGAAGGCCCCAAGAAGAUCGCACACUUUGCCGACAGCAGCAGUGACAGCACCUCUCGCCACAAAGACCGUGUGUACGACCUCACCAGUGAAACAGAGCUCAAGCUUCUGCGUACGGAGAUACACUCGCGCAUGAUGAACAGUGUAAGGCAGGGCGAUGCCGUGAGUAUGGACACCAUCUCGUUGGUGGUGAGGGGCCCUGGCUUACAACGCAUGGUGAUGGUGGAUUUACCUGGAAUUAUAG